This is a messenger RNA of Prunus armeniaca (apricot), 636 nucleotides long. NCBI's taxonomy places the organism in Eukaryota, Viridiplantae, Streptophyta, Magnoliopsida, Rosales, Rosaceae. The record is from the annotation of a GenBank genome assembly.
AUGGCUGCUUCUUCAUCAUCUUCUCUCAAAAUUGAACAACUCCUUGGAUUGCUUACUAUUCGUCUUACUAAUGAUACUUUUCAUAAGUGGAAUUAUCAAAUUGAGUCGCUUCUGGAAGGUUACAACCUCUUUGGCCAUUUUGAUGGCUCUACUCUUCCUCUGCCUAAAUCUACAAUUGUUGAUGAAGAGGGAGUGACAUCGGAAGUCACUACUGCGUAUAAGGAUUGGAUGUGCACUGAUAAAGCUCUUCUCAGUCUUCUCAUUGCUUCUCUCUCUGAUGAAGCAAUUGAGUAUGUUAUUGGCUGUAAGACUGCUAGGGAUGCUUGGCUUAGUCUCAUCGAUCGUUAUGCGUCGGUUUCUCGUGCCAGAAUCAAUCAUUUGAAAAUUGAAUUUCAGACUGUGCAAAAAGGUGGAGAUUCCGUUGAGCGAUUUCUUCUUCGUCUCAAGCAUCUGCGUGAUCAGUUACAUGAUGCUGGUACUAAGAUUUCUGAUGAUGACUUUAUCAUUGCUGCAUUAAAUGGUUUACCACCUGAAUAUGACAUCAUCAAAACGAUCUUGAUUGCUCGCGAUACGCCAAUCUCGUUGAAAGAUUUUCGUGCUCAGUUACUGGCUGCUAAGCAAACUGCUGAGGCUUGA